ACCCCGGACUGUUUCACGUGAAGUGCCGCCGCAGCCUGAGGCCGGAGGGAGUGUGCGACGGACAAACGAGCGGUGCAGGGGAGCAAAAGGGGAAAUAACCCAGGAAUAGAGAAAACAACCGGGGUUAGAUGUAAACAGCAUGAACGAACUCCAUCCAAUGUAGCAGUGAAAUAGGAACUCCAGCAGUAAGGAUUUCAGAGUGUUGGUUCGAGGUCCUUGCCCAAGCAAAGAGCGGCACAAUUAAUAGCUUAAGAACAGCUGCAUCAUAAGGACUCCCGCCCAAGUUGGUUCACGGAAGCAGCAAGGAGGAUGAACGGGAUGUUAGGCCUCCGCUUGGCUUCACGUGCUGCGAUGCAGUCACUCGCUCACAACGGAACUGAAGGAGUCGCCUGCCUCUCUACCGCCUCCCCUUGGAAUCUGUGCAGCUCCGGGCCUGUGACGGCAGCAAGUAGUGUGACCCACUGGCGGGAGGUAUUCGAACAGAAAGGGAUAUCGGAGCCAUUGCUGUCUGCAGAGCACAUAGUGUCCCACGUGCUUGGAGGAAAAACUAUUCACAGCCUUGGAGCUGAGGCCCUGACUCGUCUACUCACUGGAUCACAGAAACAGAUCAUCUGGGAUUUGUGUGCGAGGCGCCUUGAACACAUGCCUGUACAGUACGUGAUCGAGGAAUGGGAUUUCCGUGAUCUAACACUGAAAAUUAAACCACCAGUCUUUAUACCCAGACCAGAAACAGAGGAACUGGUUAGCCUGAUUCUGUCAGAACUUGCCACAGAUGAAAAGGAUCAUUGGCACAGUUUCAAUCAGACAUCCGGCCCUGUCUUCCUGGAAGUUGGGUGUGGAUCGGGUGCCAUUAUCCUGAGCUUGUUGAAUUCCUUCAAGCAGAGUUUGGCUGUGGCCGUGGAUAAAAGCCCUGAAGCUGUCAAACUUACCAGAGAAAAUGCGGAGAGGUUGGGUGUCCACCACAGACUUCAAGAACUGCAGCUCAAUGUUAUAUCAGAUGCCUGUGAACUGGUUCGAGUCUGUGGAGCUGUGGAUGUUAUUGUCAGCAACCCUCCAUAUGUAUUCCAUGAAGAUAUGUCUGGGUUAAUGCCGGAUAUCCUCAGGUAUGAAGACCAUGAUGCCUUGAAUGGAGGAGUGGAUGGAAUGGAUGUCAUUAGAGCAAUACUGCAACUUGCUGCAAACGUUCUGAAGGACAAUGGGAAGGUUUUCCUUGAGGUGGAUCCCAGACAUCCGGUGAUGAUAGAACAUUGGCUUCAGGAAUGCCCCAAACUGCAGCUCAGCUGUCAAGCUACCCACCACGACCUCUAUGGAAAACCAACCUACAUUGAAGGAUCAUAUCAAAGGCCUUGCUAAAGUCCAUAUGGAUGUCUACCGCACUGCCCUCAUCAAACCUCUUGAUGACCUCGUCAGAAAAUUCAAUUAAACCAGGGGGGCCUAAUCACUCUAAUAGAAGGUCCAGUGUUGCACCCUCUCCAGUAAGGCCCGCUGUAUAUUGUUCAAGAAAGCUUUCCUGUAAUGGGGCGACCACAACUGCACACAAUGCUCACAGUUAACCUAACCAGAGUCCCAUAAAGCUGCAACAUAUCUUCCUGACUCUUAUUCUUAAUGCCGG
This is a messenger RNA of Amblyraja radiata (thorny skate), 1612 nucleotides long. It is a transcript of the gene hemk1, whose product is annotated as HemK methyltransferase family member 1. Gene Ontology annotation, biological process: protein methylation. Gene Ontology annotation, cellular component: mitochondrion. Gene Ontology annotation, molecular function: protein methyltransferase activity; nucleic acid binding. NCBI's taxonomy places the organism in Eukaryota, Metazoa, Chordata, Chondrichthyes, Rajiformes, Rajidae. The record is from RefSeq and is a predicted model, not a curated record. Bases 310 to 1353 code for a protein of 347 amino acids. The transcript has 11 exons.